This is a messenger RNA of Lates calcarifer (barramundi perch), 1626 nucleotides long. It is a transcript of the gene ugt5g1, whose product is annotated as UDP glucuronosyltransferase 5 family, polypeptide G1. The record is from RefSeq and is a predicted model, not a curated record. Gene Ontology annotation, molecular function: UDP-glycosyltransferase activity. NCBI's taxonomy places the organism in Eukaryota, Metazoa, Chordata, Actinopteri, Centropomidae.
UAUCCUGGCUCACUCAGGACCUGGAGCUCAAGCCAAACUUUUGGAUUUGGAUACAACAUCCAGGACAUGUCCACCACAAUCCCAAUAUUCCUGACAGGCCUCUGCUUCCUGCUGGCUAAACCACUUGUUGCAGGCGGUAGCAGGAUUCUAGUAGUGCCUGUUGAUGGCAGCCACUGGAUCAACAUGGAGGUGAUCCUCCGAGAGCUGCACUCCAGAGGCCACAACAUCACUGUGCUGCGCUCUGCCAAGAGUUGGUACAUCCCUAGUAACUCCCCCAUAUAUACUUCUAUGAAUGUGAGCAUGCUGGAGGAUGAUGCAGACAAGAAUUAUUACAAUAAAAUGCUACAAGAUGUUAUGGAGUGCCGCAGGUCGCUGUCUUUUAAACGCACCUUCUGCCAGCAGCACUUGAUCACAUCCAUGUUGGCACAGGGCCAUAAAAUCCUUGCUAGAGCAACAGCUACAAUGUUGGAUGACCCUGUUUUCAUGAAGAAGCUGCAGGAUGCAAAGUUUGACCUAAUGUUAACAGACCCUGCUCUGACUAUAGGAGUUCUUCUGGGUAGUUACCUCAAGCUGCCGAUGGUUUACAAUGUGCGCUGGAUUAAUACUGGGGAGGGCCAUUUCACCAUAGCUCCCUCUCUUAUCUCCUAUGUCCCUGUGUCAGGAAGUGAACUGCAUGAUCAGAUGGAUUUCCUGGAGAACAAGAAUAUGCUACAUUAUCUCCACAGUGUUGUUGAACAGCACUUUAUCAUUAACCCUGCUUAUUCAGAUCUGUUUCAGCGGCACUUCCCUCCUGGAACUGACUUGCUGUCUUUGCAGCGUGCAGCUGAUAUCUGGCUGCUCAGGGCAGAUUUUGUCUUUGAGUUCCCUCGACCCACCAUGCCCAAUGUGGUCUACAGGGGGUUCCACUGCAAAAAGGCCAGACCUCUCCCUGCUGAGCUGGAGGCCUUCAUGCAGAGCUCUGGGGAGCAUGGGGUGGUGAUUAUGUCUCUGGGGACAUUCGUGUCAGCCCCUCGAGAAGUCACAGAGGCCAUCGCUGCUGCUUUUGCUCCUCCUCAGAAAGUGGUGUGGAGGUUUCUGGGUGAAAAGCCUUCAUCUCUGGACAACACCCUACUAGUGGACUGGCUGCCUCAGAACGAUAUUCUGGGACACCAAACUCGUGCCUUUGUGGCCCAUGGAGGCACCAAUGGGAUGUAUGAGGCCAUCUACCAUGGUGUUCCUGUUCUGGGCCUGCCGCUCCUCUUUGACCAGUUUGACAAUCCUCGGCUGAAGGUGCGCGGGGCAGCUCGAGUGGUGGAGGCCAAAUCACUCACUAAAGACUUCCUUGAGGCUCUAAAGGACAUCCUGGAGACUCCCUCAUAUCGAAGCAACAUUCAACAUCUCUCCCUGCUACAUCGUGACCAACCAAUGUCUCCUAUGGACACUGCCAUCUUUUGGAUUGAGUAUGUCAUUAGGAACAAAGGAGCGGCCCAUCUGCAGUCAGCAGGUUUUAGUCUGCCUUGGUCCUACUUCUGCCUGGAUGUGGCUGUAUUAAUCAUGGCCCUCAUUGGAGCCCUUGUCUGGGCAUCAAUCUUAAUAUGUAGGUUGCUCUGCUGCCAGAGGUUCAGGAGAAAGAUAAAAGCAGAAUGA